Molecule: messenger RNA, 3444 nt
Organism: Telopea speciosissima
Lineage: Eukaryota; Viridiplantae; Streptophyta; Magnoliopsida; Proteales; Proteaceae
Product: protein transport protein Sec24-like At3g07100
Exons: 13
Coding region: 49-3051 (1000 amino acids)
Biological process (GO): COPII-coated vesicle cargo loading; endoplasmic reticulum to Golgi vesicle-mediated transport; intracellular protein transport
Cellular component (GO): COPII vesicle coat; endoplasmic reticulum exit site
Molecular function (GO): SNARE binding; zinc ion binding
Source: RefSeq, a predicted model, not a curated record
GUUUGGUGCAUCGAACUGUAACUCAUUAUAGGAGAUCAAGCAAGUAAAAUGACACCCAUGGCAAAUGAAAAGACUGGAGCAUCAAAUUUCCCAGGAAGACCUGCUGCCUCUCCCUUUGCAGCUGCUCCUCCGACAAUGACACCCUUUUUAUCCUCUGCCCCAGUGGUUGGAUCUGAGGCUUCCGGAUAUACAGCUUUUCCACCGGCUAGGUUUAAUGUUCCAUCUAUGUCUUCUCCGCCAUCUUCUUAUGUCCCACAGGAUGUUGGUUCCUAUCAAAAUUUUCCAACUUCACAUUUUCCUCCAGCUCAACCCGUACCCCCGUCACGUGGUACACCUGUUGGGCAACCAGGGUUAUCCCCAUCAGUUCUUCCCUCUUCCGGUCAACAAAUUUUACCUCCACCACCUGUUUCUUUUCGUCCACAACCCCAGAUUCCUUUGGUGCCUAUGGGACCUCCUCAAAAUGUACCUCAUACUCCACCAAGAGGGAAUGUACCCCACUCUUCAUUAGAGCCCUCGUUUCCUGCUUCUAGAUCAACUAUGCAGCCAUAUCUGCAAGGAUAUCCUAAUGUGCAAGCUAAUCCUGCUUCACAAGUUCCAUCUGCUCGGUCUCCAUUUUUUGCUCAACAAGGAGGUUAUGUACCACCGCCACCUGUAGCAGCUCCGAUGGGUGUUAAUCCAAGGGAACAAAUGCAACACCCCGGUGCAGUACCUCCUGUAGGUCCCUUUCCAGGAUUGUUGGAGGAGUUCCAGUCCCUUUCUUUUGGAUCUGUUCCAGGAGCAAUUGACCCAGGACUUGAUUCUAAAGCGUUGCCGAGGCCUUUGGAUGGUGACAUAGAGCCAAAGUCCUUCAUUGAGAAGUACCCCUUGAAUUGCCAUCCCAGAUAUUUAAGGCUUACCACAAGUGCAAUACCAAACUCACAAUCAUUGUUUUCUAGGUGGCACUUGCCUCUAGGAGCAGUGGUUCAUCCUCUUGCUGAAGCUCCUGAUGGGGAGGAAGUGCCUACAGUUAAUUUUGGAUCAAUGGGCAUUAUUCGAUGUAGAAGAUGUCGCACAUAUAUCAAUGCCUAUGUUACAUUUACUGAUGGGGGUAGAAAGUGGAGCUGCAACAUCUGUGCUUUUCUCAAUGAUGUUCCUGGUGAAUAUUUUUCCUAUUUGGAUGCAAAUGGUCGAAGAACUGAUUUGGAUCAACGGCCUGAACUUUCGAGGGGUAGUGUAGAAUUUGUGGCUCCAACUGAGUAUAUGGUGCGGCCUCCAAUGCCACCGCUAUAUUUUUUCCUCAUUGAUGUAUCAGUGUCUGCUGUUAGAAGUGGUAUGCUUGAGGUCGUAGCAAAUACGAUUAGAUCUUGCUUGGAUGAGUUGCCUGGCUACCCCAGAACACAGAUAGGGUUUUUAACUUUUGACAGUACGUUACAUUUUUAUAAUAUGAAGUCAUCUUUGACGCAACCUCAAAUGAUGGUGGUGUCAGAUUUGGAAGACAUAUUUGUACCAUUGCCAGAUGAUCUGCUGGUCAACUUGUCUGAAUCAAGAAAUGUGGUAGACGCAUUUCUAGGUAGCUUGCCAUCCAUGUUCCAGGACAAUGUAAAUGUGGAAUCUGCUUUUGGUCCAGCUCUUAAGGCAGCUUUCAUGGUUAUGAACCAACUUGGGGGUAAAUUGUUGAUCUUCCAGAGCGGGCUACCAUCACUUAGCAUUGGCCGCUUAAGGUUGCGAGGAGAUGAUCAUCGUGUUUAUGGAACAGAUAAAGAAAAUGCACUGAGAAUACCUGAGGAUUCUUUCUAUAAGCAAAUGGCUGCUGAUCUUACCAAGUACCAGAUAGGGGUGAAUGUAUAUGCUUUCAGCGACAAGUACACUGACAUUGCAUCACUAGGAACUCUGGCAAAAUAUACUGGUGGACAAGUAUAUUACUUUCCAAGUUUCAAAUCGACUGUCCAUGGAGAGAGGCUGAGAUAUGAGCUCGCCAGGGACCUUACAAGGGAAACUGCUUGGGAAGCAGUGAUGCGUAUAAGAUGUGGCAAAGGGGGCCGGGUUACAAAUUAUCAUGGACACUUCAUGUUAAGAUCUACAGAUUUAUUGGCACUUCCAGCUGUCGACUGUGAUAAAGCCUUUGCAAUGCAGUUUUCUCUGGAAGAAACAUUAUUGACAACUCAGACUAUAUAUUUUCAAGUUGCUCUGCUAUACACAUCAUCUUCAGGUGAAAGGCGUAUUAGAGUCCAUACAGCAGCUGCACCCGUGGUGGCGGAUCUUGGAGAAAUGUACCGCCAGGCUGAUACUGGUGCCAUAGUUUCUUUGCUUUCUAGGCUUGCUAUUGAAAAAACUUUGACCCAUAAGCUGGAAGAUGCACGGCACUCUGUGCAGUUGAGGAUUGUGAAAGCCCUUAGAGAAUAUCGAAAUCUCCAUGCUGUGCAGCACCGCUUGGCGGCCAGGAUGAUAUAUCCAGAAUCACUGAAAUUCUUGCCUUUGUAUGGAUUGGCAUUAUGUAAAUCCACACCUCUCCGUGGGGGAUUUGCUGAUGCUCAACUUGAUGAACGCUGUGCAGCUGGUUUCACUAUGAUGACUUUGCCUGUUGGAAGGUUACUGAAGCUUCUCCAUCCAAGCUUGAUUCGGAUUGAUGAGUAUCUUGAAAAGGGAUCCGUUAAGGCUGAUGAUUUUAAGAAUUUCUCAAAAAUGUUACCUUUAUCCACGGAGAGCUUGGAUCCCAGAGGUCUCUAUAUUUAUGAUGACGGGUUUCGCUUCAUUAUUUGGUUUAGCAGAAUGCUUUCGUCUGCUAUAGCAUUCAAUUUACUUGGGGUAGACUUGUCUGGUUUUCCUGAUCUAUCUCAGGUUAUUCUUUGUGAGCGAGACAAUGAGAUGUCAAGAAAGCUAAUGGGGUUACUGAAGAGAUUUAGGGAAAGUGACCCUUCGUAUUACCAGUUGCCCCAGGUUGUAAGACAAGGUGAACAACCAAGAGAGAGCAGGUUGCUACUUGCAAACCUUGUGGAGGAUCAAAAUGGAGGAACUAGUGGCCAUGUUGACUGGAUACUACAAAUACACCGGCAAGUCCAGCAAAGUGCAUAAUGUGCAGGUUGUAUUUCAUUGGCUUCAUAUAAUUGGGGAUCUGUAACCUGUUAUAUUGCCUCUAAUUCUGAUGCCAAGCAGAAUUCAUAGUUUCAUAUUUCUGUAUCAUCCAGCUGAAGUUGUUGACAAUGGUCGUCAAUGGUGCAUCAGAAUAAACUGAUCUAUGCUAUAUGGUUCCGCAGACAAGAUUGAGGGAUGGAUGAUUGAGAGCAUCAGCAUUAUCAAUGUGCAGAAAAUCAAACUAUUUUGUUGGUGUUGGUCGUCAAAUAUUUUUUUGUUGGUGUUUCUGAAAAUAAUAUUUAUUAGGAGAAGAAUUGCUUUUAACAUUAUCAUAUUGUGCCAGUGUCUUGAGAUAAAUGGGAAAAAAAAAACAAGAAGAAUUUUGUAUUGUUA